AUGGCUGGGUUCGAAUGCCAAACGAAACCCUCCACUACCAGCCCAAAGCUGAAGCUAUUCGGCUUCCACAUUUCUAGGGAUGAAAACAAAGAGACCGCGGAAAGGAUGGGCGCCGGAGGGAUUGUCUCGCCGGAUUCCUCAUCUGUUUGCGCCACCACGGCCAACUCCGGUGCUGGUGAAGUUCGGAAAUACGAGUGUCAGUACUGCUGCCGGGAGUUUGCCAACUCCCAGGCCCUCGGCGGUCACCAGAACGCCCACAAGAAGGAGCGCCAACAACUCAAGCGGGCCCAGCUCCAGGCCCACCAACAGGCUCGCGCCGCCGCCGCCAACGCCGCCGCCCUUCCAGGCCAGAUGUUCCACCACGGGGACCCCAUCAACUCCGUCUUCGGCCCUUCCCCUCAACUCCUCACCGCUUCUGGCCAGGCCGCCAACGCUAGGCCCACGAGCGGCUGGGUCUGCUUCCCCCGGGUCGUUGGUCCAAGUCCUCGAUUCUCCCAUGGCUGCAUCUUCCCCCGGGCGGCUUCCACAACCAUUUCCGCCUGGUCGCCAUCGCCCGGCUUCGCCAGCUUCUCCUCCGUAGGCUUCGGCGUCGGCGGUGUGGUUGGUGGCGGUGGCGGCGGGGCCCAAGGCCCCGACGAAGUUUUCGGCCUGGACUUGCAUCUCAGCCUCGCGCCGGCUGGCUCCUGA
Spirodela intermedia is the source of this 687-nucleotide messenger RNA. NCBI's taxonomy places the organism in Eukaryota, Viridiplantae, Streptophyta, Magnoliopsida, Alismatales, Araceae. The record is from the annotation of a GenBank genome assembly.